CGGGUUAAUUCAAACUCUUGAUUAUUUCAUAUAAUUAUUAUUACAAGCCCGCCACAUUCGUAUUCAAAAAGUGCCCCCUCCCUUCUCUCACCAAGCAAGGCAUUCGCGGGCGGCCCGGCCGGUUGGCAUCAGCCUGAUCAGCCAUUCCUGCUGGCUACAAUAGUGAGUAGUGGUAGCAAUUAUGUUAUUAUGCUAUGCGGUAGUAUCGAUGGAUAAUGUCUGUCGUUUUGACUGUUUCGUGCGGUGCGAGUGAGUGGGACACGGCUGUCUGUCUGUCUGUCCGCUGCUGCUCUCCGUUCAUUCACUCACUCACUCGUUACCUCGCUGUAUAGGGGCGCCAUAUUUGUUUUGGUCGGAGAAAACAUGAUCACGAGCAGUAACAACUAGACUCCUUGGUGUUGGCCAGCGGAUAGUCAGCCGCUAACCAUAGCAGCCCAACAAACCGUCCGUAGACGAACUUCGGACGAGCAGCUAGGUUGUUAUCGGGUGACCCUUCGACGAAAACGAAUUCUCGACAACAAGCCGAAACAGCUUUCGUUGCAAAAUAACAGCAUCGGCGUCAACAGUUGCAGCGGCAGCGUUAAAUAACAACUCGCCGCCGGUGUGUCUACCUACCUCGUCGCCUGGCCAUCGGAGAGCAGUAGGACAAUUACAGUAGCACUCCUUGAACAACAGCAGCAGUAGUUAGUCAGUCAGAGUGUCUGUGCGUCUGUCUUUAGCAGCAGCAGUCUGUCUGUCUGUCUGUCUGUCUGUCUGUCUGUCAGUCAGUCAGUCAGUCAGUCACUUGUGCUGAAUGAGUACUAUUAGGUGCUGGUGCUGCUUGAGCAUGAAUGUGCAUGCUUGUGUGUGUGUACCAAUGUUUCCACAGCUUGGCUCAUAGUGAUGAUCAUUUGGUCGCUGCCGCACUUGGUUUGGUGCUGUGCUGUGCGGCUGGGGGGAUGCUGUGUGUGCUAUCGUAGGAGCAGUACUCGAAGGUGUGUGCUGUGUAGUCGAUGCUGUCCGUACAUCUGCGGUUCCGCUGUGUAGUUGCAAUAGCAACAGCAGCAGCAACAACAACAACAAUAACAACAACAGCAGCAGCAGUAGCAGCCGAAAGCCAACGGCAAGCAAUAAGUGCAACGGCGGUCGACGACCUAUUACUAAUACAACUGCUACGACAGCGACUACUCUGGCUACACAGCGCCUUUCUAUUUUGCCCCUUGUGGUCAACCAGCAUCGUAUGGACUAACCGGCAAGAUAGGCGCCGACCAAUGAACCAGUAUCUCGAUAUUCCUACACCAACAUGCAUUAUAUACCCUAAAGACCAUUUUUAAUAGUCGACGAAACGCUCUGUUCUUCAUCAGUUCUACAGCGGCUACAAGGUGUCGCUUUUUUCUGCCCCUCGACCUAGUCGACUCACCAACUGUGUCCAGUACUCUCUCAAAACCGACUCUGAAUAAUAGUGGUAACAGAGGAACCGCCGUAUUACCGAGACACGGCAGAGCUGGGGGUGCUGUGCCAUAUUAUCACAUUGGUCAAAGAAGACAAUCUAUACCAUUUUGCCCGAACAAGGCCAAGAAGGAACGCCUGGUUUUAUGCUGAAGGGGGAGGGUACAAUGUGAUGUGCUGUACAGUGCUUCGAGUGUGUAUAAACCCCCGAACGAACGAUUGGUGGAGCUUGUUUUCGUGAUGAUGAUUGUGAUGUUGGUGGUAUGUGCAGUUGUGUAGCUGGUGGGGCACCGCCGGCGGUUCUCCGUGAGCGCCAGCAGCGACCGAUAGGAUCCGCUGUGCAUGGGCCGACUUCGGUCGUACAUAUGUGCGUAUAGCUGUGAGACCACUGCCGCCAUGCGACAAGGAAAGAUCCUGUCAAUGCUACCAACUAGUAAGAACAAAAAUCAUAGUUGCGGUACUGAUUGAGGGCUGUCGCAGGGGUCUUUCAUAGAGGCCGCCAGGCUGAUCGACAGAUCGAUACACAGACAGAACCGAACGUUUAUGCUCUAUUGUAGUAGUUAAAGCACCAGUCGUACAUUCAACGGAGCGGUUGAAACUGGUCAUCCAGCUAAAAACGGAGCCGGAAACGCAUCUAUAGUAGAAGCAAGAUGACCCCUAACUGCUGUAGAGACAACAAGUAAAAAAAACAGUUUUUCAGUCUUACGCCAGGAAUCCUGCCAGGUCUAGAGGAGUUUGGCAUCUCAUUGGCGUUGUGCGAACGUGUUUCGAUAUCAAUAAAGAAGAACUUGGCUGGACCUGCCGGGUACUCGUUAACUAACAGGUCACGGCUGUCGGACGUGUGUAUACCGUGAAAGCGAAAAAAUAAAGAGGUCAUACACCGUCCACAAUGUCGUGCCAACCAUAUCGCGAUUUUCGCAAGAAGGACAAGGCGCCUUCACCAGGUCCCGGAGUUGGGGCUCCAACCAAGAGGGCCGUCGGCCGGGUCAAUCGGUUCGGAGUCACAUCAUUCACUUCGAUUCGCGACGGAAACGCCACCCCAAACGGGAACAGCGAUGCUUAUUCAUUUGAAGAUGACCCAAAACCUGUAUCACCAACAGUCACUUCGGUAAACAACCCACCAGCGGUAGCCGCCGCUCCGAAGCAGCCGAAACCGAAGAAAUUCUUCAAGAGCCGUAAUCGGGCAAACGACGCAUUUGACAGCUUGCUGGCCAGUACUGCGAUACCGCCAAAAGCCCUCCCAUUCUCUUCUACCCCACAGCAGACGACACAGCUUCAUACGCUUUCCAUUAAGAAUAGCAGCAUUACAUCGCUGGCCGCAGGAAAACACGAAUUACCCGCAGUACCAAGCCCACUCUCGUCAGUUCUGUCGAACAAGUCUACAUCAUCGUCACCACUCCCGGGAGUAGAUUCUCCUACACCUUCGCCACGAGAAACGGGAUCGCCUACAACGGAAUCAUUCCUAAGUGCAUCAUAUGGUGGAAAUCAUCAUCUUACGGGCGUAGCAACUAACGAUCAUAGGUCGGUAGCAAUUCCCACAGGUGGAGCCACAACAGCCGACCACACUCCUGACUUGCCUGACGACCCUCCGUCAUCAUUUGGCAGAAAAGCUCCUGUCAGAUCCUAUGGACGCAAGCGCAAUGCGCCGCAGCCUGCCGAGGAUGCCGCGGAUGCUAAAGAAGCCCGUACUGAAACGCAACACGUGGAGUACGAAAACCCGCUAUUAAAAAAGCUGACAAGUCAGCCAGAGUCAAGAGCAUCAAUCGACAUGGUAACGUCUGAGGGCCCAGAGGCUUCGAAAAAGGACGAGGUUAAGGAAGAAAAACCAGUGGCGGGUACAGAUCGAAGCAAGAAAACCUUCUUUAAAAGUAAGAACAAAACAGAUCCUGCAGCUGCUAAAGCCAAAGCGGUGUCCCGCUACAAAUUAUUCAAUUUUACUGGCGAAGACGAAGAAUUUGGACCUGGUGGUGAUCAAGAGAGUUCGGUACCUGAGGCCUUCACGAAGAAAGACGAUGGAUAUUCCGUCACAGAUAAAGACCUUUUCGAAGGUGAUUUUACUGAGCCAGAAAAUAAACAGGAAAGCGGGAAGUCGUAUGCAACAGUUCGCAACGUUUUGAAGGCCUACAAGGUGCAUGAGAUCGGCGAGGCACAGGAAUUCAAUGACGACGUCGAAUACCUUCUUGAAAGUGUGACACAAGCUAAUUCGCUUGCGUCCCGGUGCCUAUCCGUGUGUUCACUAGCACACAAAUGUAUGUCCGCACAAUUUCGCGUGCAUCUUCGCGCGCAUGGAGUUAUGGCAAAGUUCUUCGGCUCCGUCAAGGAUGCGCCUAAGCAUCCAUCGCUUGCGCUUUGUGUUUCGGCGUUGUUUUUCGUCUUAUCGCAAGAUAGGCUCACUAUGGACCUCGAAGCUUCCACGCUUGCCAUCCUUCUCCAAUUAUUCGAAAUUGGAGAAGCGGCUGGCGAAGGCAAACAUGCUGAAAAGGUUCUCAAUUUGUGCACACAGAUGCGUUCUAAGGGACAUGCUAAACAUCUAGAUAUGGCACGGGUGAGCGCCAGCGGACUUGCGCUUGAAACGCUUCUAAGUCUGACGUCGCGUCGUGCGGGCGAGUGGUUCAAGGAAGAGUUACGAAUUCAGGGUGGGCUGACACAUCUCAUUAAUCUUGUGACGCAGACAAUGAAUCAACUAGAGAUGCCCAACUGGGGUGUUAUGGAUGACCCCAGAGCCGACCAGCUUGAUAAGCUUAAGAAAAUAGAAAGAGUAUUACGAGUGUUGGAAAAUGUGACUUUCGUCAAUCCGGCCAAUCAGGAUUACCUUAUCAAAUUUCGCGGCGGCACUGUGUUAGACUUUUGUGCCGAUCUUUUCAACCUCUGUUUUGAAAACAUAGAGUUUCAUCAGGUACUAGACGUUAGUGAUCCGUCGGCUCCCGAAGGUCAAUCAAUUACAGUAGCCCUACAGAAGGCUGACGGUCCAGGACCAGUGUUCCUAUCUGUGUUGUUGUCUCUUCUCAAAGUUAUGCUCAAUGUCACUCAUGAGAACGAUGAAUCCUCGGGAAAUUGGGGCUCCCGCGAUCGUACGAUGCGGCAACUUCUCGAAUGUAUGUUGCAUCUACCAGCGAGUCUCGAUUCCGAGUUAAGAUUUGAUCUGCAGUUGCUGGCGCUCGGUUUAACGAUUAAUAUCAGCGAGCACUCGACCGUAAUGCGGGAAUGGUUGCUUACGUCAUCUGUGCGAGUGUCCACUACGGACUCGAACAGCAGCGUCAGCAACCUGUCGAAAAGAAGCAACGCUUUUUCUGCAAUGGUCGAGUUGUUUAAGGAGAAGCAGGAGGCCGCAGCGGCAUCUGAAAAUCAAACAGAUGCAAUCCUUGAUAAUCAGGAGGAGAAGACCAAACAGCAAGAAAUGAAGCGCUUUGAAGAACGACAGGCCGGAAGUAACGGAUCUGCUCAAGGAGAAAAGGAUAAAGAUGCCGCCGAUGACCUCGAAGAAACAAUUCGCAAAGCCAUCCAAAAGGCGGGAAAGCAUAUGGAGCACAGCAUUAUCUCUGCGUACCUAGCACUUAUGCUCGGCUGUGUCAUCCAAGGCCACGCGGAACGAACUGCCACCCUCAAAGAGAUCAAUGGCGGCAACCUACAAUCGUUCGCACAAGCGCUUAAGAAGUUCCAUGACUUUAUCGAUAUGACAGGCGUUCUUGGGAACUCUGCUCCGCAAAGUAUUGAGCGCAUCCUUAAGGUUCUGGAGACCAGCUAGAAAAAAAAAGGAUUUGACACCGACAAAGCUAACUAAUUUGCAAAAUAUUGCCUGCGUCACUGGUACAGAUGUGUUCUACCAAUCGCGUGUCUUCACUUAAAAGCCAGAGAGAAUCUGCAGAUGGAAUUGGUACACGUCUUUUGUACAUAGAAACUCUUGAUUUUCAUUUCCAUGGAGACAGUAUGCCAGAAAGCAAAUUUGUCUACGAUUCGGCUUCCACUGUGAACUGCCGGAUGCCGUCU
Varroa destructor (honeybee mite) is the source of this 5415-nucleotide messenger RNA. RefSeq names its product wings apart-like protein homolog. Lineage: Eukaryota; Metazoa; Arthropoda; Arachnida; Mesostigmata; Varroidae. The record is from RefSeq and is a predicted model, not a curated record.